Molecule: messenger RNA, 3663 nt
Organism: Stereum hirsutum FP-91666 SS1
Lineage: Eukaryota; Fungi; Basidiomycota; Agaricomycetes; Russulales; Stereaceae
Exons: 10
Coding region: 1-3663 (1220 amino acids)
Source: RefSeq, a predicted model, not a curated record
AUGUACCACGUGCGUAUCUAUCUUAUUGCUAGAUAUGACCCUAACUCACGAACAUCCCUGACAGACCCGGACGGCAUUGGGACCAACCGAACUACCCAGAAAGUGACGGUUGAUCCUGACAGUCCUUGGUUCCCGUGGCCCGACAAAGAAACUUGUGUUAUUGAUAUUCUACGCCACGUACCACGCUCUGUGUUCUCUGAUAAAGAGAACGCUAUCAUUCACUGGGCCCUUCUUUCCCUGGGCGUCAAAAAUGUACCUUCCGAGCAUCAAAUGAAGGACGUUGGCGCGUUUAUUCAGAAGCUCUGUGGUAUACAGAGUAUUCGCCACAAAGGAUCUCUCGGCCAUGUUUACUAUACUAAUGACUUGGCAGCUAUUCUCGCACAGGAGAUGGCGAACCCAAACGUGCGUCCUCACCUCACCUUCCUCCCGGAAGAUGCAGGAAAGCAUCGAUCUCAGGUGUGGCAAGGCAAGCACUGGCUGCGCCAUAUGGACGCAGAUCUUCUAACUCCCAUGGUCCGCGAACACUCGCAAGACUUCUACAUUCUUGAACCAGCACUUGCAAUCGUCGGGUCACAGAGUCGGGUCCUUAUGCCUCAUCGGUGGUUCACCCGUGGUAACGAGAUCUGGGCACGCGCAUGGAUUAUGGAUGCACCAUCCUCUCGCCCAGGUUGGGUCGUUCUCGAGCACCAAGACAUUGAGCUUCCUCUGUCAAAUUUCGUCGUCUCCUUCCCAGAGUUUGUCAAGACAUAUGAAGCUCGAAGGCUUUCCGAUCCUCGCUCUAUCCUUGGUAUGUUUAUUGUAGCACACAUUCGCUGUUUGUCUGACACUGACCGCUCCUCUUUAGGUGUCCAACUUGAACCAGAGACGGUGGUCCAGUCUUGGAACAAAACUGACCCGAUGCUUGGGAAUCCAUGGCGUAAAAAGGCUCACAACCAUCGCGUACUCGCCCUUCCUCUAUGGUUGUAUUGUGACGACACUUCGGGUAACCAGUCCAAAAAGUGGAACAAGCAUAACUCAUGGCUAUUUACUCUUGGUGGGUUACCGCGACGCCUUCUCCACCAGGAGUAUAGUGUACACUUCCUCUCCACGUCCAACCUCGCACCGCCACUUGAGAUGCUGGAAGGAAUAGAGCAGCAGAUAAGUGAAUGCCAAUCGAGUGGCAUCUGGGUGUGGGAUUGUGUUCUACAGGAGUCGGUGCUCAUUAUCCCAUCGGCUUCCACGGUACUCUCAAUUCUUGGCGACAAUCCGAUGCAGAGCGAGAUGGCAUGUCACAUUGGAAUGAAUGGGAAGAUGUUUUGUAGGAUGUGUACCGUUGAGGGCGAUGAUAUUGAUGAGGACGACACAAAUGACCACCCAAGUCAUCCCCACCCAAACCCGGAUGGUUCUGCUUCGGAAGGCGAAGGAGCAGCUACCGACUCUUCUGCUCAAACCAACAAUGAUAUACCAAACCAGGCUGGACAACCGCCAAACAAGAAGAGAAAGAGGCGAACAAAGGGGAACGAGUCGAUGCAGGAGACGGUGGACAGGGUAACUCGCUUCAUGCGUACACCGCUGCCAAUACAUCAACGUACUCGUGCUAAAACGCUGCAAGAGCUUCGUGGACAGCUACAGACCGCUGAGAAUGUUGGGGGUUUCACUGCCAUCAAGAAUCGACGAACGAAUACCGGAGUCAAGGACACUCACCUUGAGUUCUUUAUGACUCAACUAACAGACAUUUCUAAGAGUCGCAAAAUCCCACGUAGCGAGAAGGAAGGACGAAUCAACACUCUUCUUGCAAGUUUCCCAGAUGACGACCACAAACUGAGCCCAGUGUGGCUCCUGAAAGGCGUUGACCCUCAUCGAGACACCCCCGUCGAAGUCCUUCAUGUGAUCCUGCUUGGAUUUGUGAAGUACUUCUGGCGAGACGCCAUUGCUCGUAUAUCUGCAACAGACAAGGAGAUGCUGAUUGCACGCCUCUCAUCUUUCGACACCAGUGGCUUGGAUAUCUCUCCUUUAUCAGGCCAUACACUGGUGAAAUAUGCUGGUUCUUUAACGGGUCGAGACUUCCGGGCUAUCGCACAAGCUGCACCAUUUGUUCUUCAUGAGCUGGGACUCCCCGACGAGAAGCUGAGAGCAUGGGCGGCGUUGAGCGUUCUUGUUUCCCUUGUGUGGACUCCGGAAAUUGACGAUAUCGAAACAUACCUUCCUCUCCUCCGAUCGUCCAUCGACUACUUCCUCGACUGUACCUGUGCACUUACAAUCCGGUGGUUCAAUAAACCGAAAUUUCACGUCGUUCUACACCUACCAGACCACAUCAAUAAUCUAGGACCUGCCAUGCUCUAUGCUACCGAGGGUUUCGAAUCGUUCAACGCGGUCAUCCGGUCACAUAGUAUCCACAGCAAUCGCCAUGCACCUUCACGCGAUAUUGCACGCGCCAUGGCACAAUGUAGUCGUGUACGCCACCUGCUCAGUGGCGGAUAUUUUUUGGAGCGUGGGAUUGACGAUCACCGAGCUGGUCGACGCGGGUCGAAGGAUACUCUCACUGAGGUGGCGGAGUCCGGUCGUUCACCAUGGUUAGACCAAUCCAAGGUGCCUUGGUCUGAUCCUAGUCUAUGGCGCAACAUCGGGCCUAGCCCACGCAAGCUCCUGGACAUCGACAACUUUGGUUCAAGAAUCCUUCACUUAGACCGGUUCAAUACCGAUUUUGGUAGCAAUCUGUACUCGAGGAAUGAAUCUGCUGUGAACACAAUCUCCCGCCUUGUUGCUGCUACAACUGUCAGGCUGGCGACUUGGGUUACUGCCGUCAACGGCGAUAGGGGUAAACUCGGGAGCUGGGUUCUAUGGUGGGAUACAGAGUCUGCUCAUACCCCUACCCGCCCCAACCUAGGCCGUGUCGUCGAAAUUGUUCAGAUCCAGGAGCAUUCCGAUGCAGUGUUAGGACAUUCUCAGCUUGUUGUAGUCGAUGAAGCACGCAUUGGUGAUCCGCACGAGCUCUACAACAUGCCGCAAGUGACGCUGCUUGGGAGGUUGAAGGCACUGGUGCCAAAGGAUCUUCUUGGCACGAUCAAUGUGCAACACAACUGCCGAGACCUCAAAUGUACCGUCACACGGACACGUCGAACUUACCAAGAGAAGGAGUUGGCCACCAAACUCGCCGAUGAGAUCACGCACCAGCCUAGUCAAGACUACUUGCUCAACACUUCUCAGAUGCGAAAUUCCUCGUUGGUCCAAUUCUUCCGAGCUCCCGCACCCACACUGGAUCGUAGGAAGAUCAUCCUUGACUCCGUCAAAGUCGAGAUUGAUGCAGCAAAACAACGCAAAAAAGCCCCUCCUGCUCCCAAGUCACGAGCACAACCUGCAAACACUCAAAAGACACCCACAGCAUCAUCAUCCUCUGCCAUACGACCCAUACAUCCACAUCCCGUGGCCUCUUCAUCUAGGCGACUCGCCAACGAACCGCUCCAUAAUACCCCCUUCGAUACGGACCAUCACCCUUUGCCACUAGAACCAAAUGUACCUCCGUAUGUUUUACCACCUCCUAUACUCGGACAUUUGCACUCUCAUCCACAGACUCAGCAUAUACAAAAUACACCUGGUGCUUCAACCACAUAUACCUAUCCUCAAUUUCGUCAGUUUGUACCGUUCACUCCGUCAUUAUUUAAUCCCCAGAACGGGAGACCAUAG